This is a messenger RNA of Podarcis lilfordi (Lilford's wall lizard), 6063 nucleotides long. The record is from the annotation of a GenBank genome assembly. Lineage: Eukaryota; Metazoa; Chordata; Lepidosauria; Squamata; Lacertidae.
AUGGCUUAUUUCAAAUAUAAGGGGAUCCCUUUUCCUCAAUUGCUCUAUUCAACGGAAACACUCAGCUACAUGGAAAAUGAAUUCCAACUGUUGGAUGAUGAUAUAGUGAACGUCGCUUACCCCAAGUCAGGUGAGUGGUGCAUAGACUCUGAACUCAAUAAGGCAGCUCUUUACAUGGUAUUAUUUAUUACUUCACUAACUUUAAAUAUGAAGCACACAAAGAAUAUUAAGCAAUAAAAUAUCUAAUCCCACCCCCAUGUUUAAUGAUGGUCGUUGAACAUAAGGACAAAGAAAAGUUAACAAUUUGUCAUAACUACAAGGUGUUUUUAUGUGGCCUACAUUAAUAAUGUUUGCAUUUCUCACAAGUUUUUUGUUUUUUUUAAUGGGCAGCCAGGUCCAAAAUGGAGAGUUACAUAAAAAAAAAAAAUAGGCAUCUGAAAAAGGAACAUUUGGAAAGUUAAAAAAUUCAAGUCAUGCAAAAGUUAAAUUAUGUAAGUUGAAGUAAAAAGUGAGUGAUAAGAAUGUAAGAAGUAAAUGAAGUAGUCCAGGCUUUCCUAGAUCCACAGAGCCUAAAACACAAUGAAAAAAGUCCACAAACAUUUUGUGUCAGAACUUCCAAAUUGUUUCAACUUCACUAAGCUGCAGCAGUCCUGAAUUUUGGAAAUCCUGUCCCAUAGAAGGGUGCUGAGGAGCAAGCUGUGGGCAAAGAUCCGUUCCAAUUCUUCUUCUUGUUGUUUAGCUGUUUGGUCGUGUCCGACUCUUUGUCACCCCAUGCAACAGAGCACGCCAGGCACUCCUGUCUUCCACUGCCUCCCGCAGUUUGGUCAAACUCAUGUUGGUAGCUUCAAGCACACUGUCCAACCAUCUCGUCCUCUGUCGUCCCCUUCUCCUUGUGCCCUCCAUCUUUCCCUACAUCAGGGUCUUUUCUGGGGAGUCUUCACUUCUCACGAUGUGGCCAAAGUAUUGGAGCCUCAGCUUCAGGAUCUUCCAGUGAGCAUUCAGGAUUGAUUUCCUUCAUAAUGGAUUGGUUUGAUCUUCUUGCAGUCCAUGGGACUCUCAAGAGUCUCCUCCAGCACCUCAAAUCAAAAGCAUCAAUUCUUUGGCGAUCAGCCUUUUUUAUGGUCCUGCUCUCACUACCAUACAUCACUACUGGGAAAACCAUAGCUUUAACAAUACGGAUUUUUGUUGGCCAGGUGAUGUCUCUGCUUUUUAAGAUGCUGUCUAGGUUUGUCAUCACUUUUCUCCCAAGAAGCAGGCGUCUUUUAAUUUUGUGACUGCUGUCACCAUCUGCAGUGAUCAUGGAGCCCAAGAAGGUAAAAUCUGUCAGUGCCUCCAUUUCCUCCCCUUCUAUUUGCCAGGAUGUGAUGGGACCAGUAGCCAUGAUUUUAGUUUUUUUUUAUGUUGAGCUUCAGACCCUCAUUAAGAGGUUCUUUAAUUCCUCCCCACUUUCUGCCAUCAAAGUUGUGUCAUCUGCAUAUCUGAGGUUGUUGAUAUUUCUUCCAGCAGUCUGAAUUCUGGCUUCGUAUUCAUCCAGUCCAGCCUUUCUCAAGAUGUUUUCUACAUAUAACUUAAAUAAGCAGGGAGACAAUACACAGCCUUGUUGUACUCCAUUUCCAUUUUUUUAAAAAAAUGAUAUUUAUUAAGAAUUUUAAAAUUACAAGAAAAACAAAAAGAAAGAAAGAGAAAAGACAAAAGAAAAACAAACCACAAUCAAGCAAUACCAAUUAAUAAAAAUCAAAAUAAAAAAGUAACAACAAAACACGUAACACAAGACAAUCAAAAAACAAAAAUAAACCACAAAAAUUUAAAAACAAAUCCAGUAUUCCAAAAUCCUUAACUGUCAUUGCCUUAUUUCAUCAACCUCCUCACUCCUCCCUUUUUUGUAUCCUAGUUGUUAAUUAUCACAGCAAAUCCUUUCCAUUUUUCAUAAUAUUCUGUCAUUAAAUUACCUUAAUCUAUUUUAACCUUAUCUUAUUAUAAAAGACCCUAAAACUUAAAACUUAGAUCUUAUUUAUACCAGUUUCUCAUAACCAUAACAUAUUCUUACAUAGUUCUUUUAACAUUUUUACUAAAGCCAAAUGAUUUCGUUCCAACAUUUUUCUAACAUUCAUCAAUUUUAUAAAACAAUCCUAAUAAAUAUUUUUUUUUAGAAACUUUCUUCCAAUCUUCAUCCAGCGUCUCUUCUUCCUGGUCCCGGGUUUUGUCAGUCCUUUCUAUCCCAUCAAUCUAGCUCAUUAACUUGGUAAUCUUAUGUCCGAGGCCCUUAAGUCUCUUCCAUGUCCCUUCCGCAGCUCUUCUUCAUAUUUAUACCUGUACUUUACUUUGUCUCCUGCUCCUUUCACUCGUGGAAACUCCAACUUGACAGUGUUUUUGACCCUUCUCGACAAAUCAGCCCCUUUUCCAUAGUCCACACUAAACUCCAUGUGGUAUUUAAAAACAUGUUUCAAAAUCCCUCCAGAAUUAAGAGCCCCCACAACACCAAACAUCUCACGGCCCAUUGCCAGACUUGGAAAGUCAAAACAUCCCUGCAUAGGGGGGUCUAUCCAACCCCCCAUUUCCAAACCAAACAAAACUCUAUCUCUCCAAGCCUGGCUUUUUCCAAGUUCAUUUGUCAAAUCCAACAACUCAUGUUCCUGCUGGGCCACAACUCCCUCCAUCUCUGGCACCCAAGGUCCAGCAACAUCCUCUUCCCUCAUCUGAUCUGUCAGAGCACACUCCUGAUUUGAUUCCUGGGUGGGUUCUAUAUAGUUACCCACUACCUGUCCAAAAUUUCUGAUCGCAGCAGUCAUCAAGUCCGUCUUCUCAUGUAACUGUUCCAAAAGGGCACUUGUUUUGCAGAAAGCACGCACCAGAGCUUCUGAAUACAUUGUUAUACAAGGUCAGAAGUCUGUUCCCACGAUCGUAAUCUGUUGCAGCUGCAGAGCUCCCCGAUUUAGAUUUAGUAACAGUUUCACAGGCUCCCUCUAGGGGAUGAACUUCUAUUUGAUCUUUUCUUUUAAAAGUAGAUCUAGCAACAAAGUUUCUUUUUUCAGAUAUUUUGUCAAUAUUUGUUCCUUUAAAAUGCGAAGGAGAACGAUGGAAUCACAAUGUUUCUCUUCUUUUAACUAUCUGUCAAAGACGUUUGUCUAUGGUCAAUGAACUUCCCAAAGAACGUCAGUCCUGACACCCCGCUCCCAGGUCCGAGACGGUGGAAAAUUACCUUUCUUUACGCUCUCUUCUGCAGGUUUAACCAGUCCAGAAAAAAUCCCCCCUCUUCUCCUGCUUCCGAAGGGGGUUCAACAAUUUUAAAUGAUGAAAGUUAAUCCUUUAUAAAUGAUUUUCUGAACUCUAGUUUGCCAUGUCUUUGCUUUAAUCUAUCUACAAGAAAUGGAAGGCUGACUUCCUGUUUAGACCUUCCCGUUUCAGUGCCAAAUUGAGAAUAAUUUCUUAGUCCAAUUUUCCUUUCUACUCGCAGGUCAUUAUUUAAAGUCCAAUUGUUCGAAAUUGAGCUACUCAUGGGUAAUUGUUUUAAAAGCCAAAUUGUCCCAGGAAAAAGGCAGCGCUCUCCGGCAACGGCUAUGUGGCUUCACUCCACGGAAGAAGCAGUUGACUCUCAGCACCGCGCCACUUGCCCCUCUUCGCUCCGGAGCCCGUAACUGGGUUCCUUUACGAGUUGGGGGCGCGCGAAAGGUGCCCGCCGAGUCCCAUGGUCACAGGCUUCAUCCGCCUGUGAUUUUUCAAAGGGUCCCCGCUUCGCCGUAGCGGGACAGACCCGAUUUCCGUGGAGCCAGUCCCUCCGGAUCAGAGGGAGUCCGCCAUUACCGAUGGCGCCACCCCGGAAGUCCCUCCAUUUCCAAUUUUGAACCAAUCAGUUGUUCCAUAUCCAGUUCUAACUGUAGCUUCUUGUCCCACAUAGAGAUUUCUCAGGAGUCAGAUAAGGUGUUCUGGCACUCCAUUUCUUUAGGAACCCCCCAUAGUUUGCUGUGAUCCACACAGUCAAAGGCUUUUGGGUAGUCAAUUAAGCAGAAGUAGAUGCUUUUCUGGAACUCUCUGGCAUUCUUCAUAAUCCACCGCAUGUUUGCGAUUUGGUCCCUGGUUCCUCUGCCCCUUCGAAAUCCAGCUUGUACUUCUGGGAGUUCUCGGUCCACAUACUGCUUAAGCCUGCCUUGUAGAAUUUUGAGCAUAACCUUGCUAGUGUGUGAAAUGAGAGCAAUUGUGCGGUAGUUGGAGCAUUCUUUGGCCCUUCUUUGGGAUUGGGAUGUAGACUGAUCUUCCCCAAUCCUUUGGCCACUGCUGAGUUUUCCAAACUUGCUGGCAUAUUGAGUGUAGUACCAAUUUUUAUAAUCCAGUAAUUGGUUUCAUGAGGACCAGGCAUUCACUAGUGGGCAGAGGAAGAAAACAGGGAACCAGAUCAUUGAAAGGUGUGCACUGCAAACCCAAGUGGAUUUAUGGAAAAAGACUGACUCGUGAACUUCCUCCUAGGUACCCACUGGAUGUCAGAAGUGUUGGCCUUAAUCCGGAGUCAUGGGGACCCCUCAUGGGUUCAGAACGCACUAGUGUGGGAUAGGGCACCCUGGAUCGAGACUGCUGAUGGGCUGAAGGAGGCCUUGAAAUAUCCUCCCCCCAGGCUCCUGUCUACUCACCUGCCAUUCCAGCUUUUCCCCAAGUCCUUCCUCCACUCCAAAGCCAAGGUAAAAGAGGAACAGUUGACACAGCAAGCCUGCCUUUGACUGAUGCCUUUCUGCCACACAGAUGUGGGGGGACUCUGGAGCACAGACGCUUGACACAGCCCAUUUACCAGAGGAUGCCAUAUUUUGCACUACAGCAUUGGGAGGAAUACUGGAUAUCUCCUUAGCAGUUGCAUGAUUGCAGGAGAACUUGAAUUGGUCAUGGCCCACAUGCAUGGUCCUUUGCCAUGAUAACCCAUAUGCUUAGAAAACCUCACUGAAGAAGAGUUUGAGGCCCCUGAGAAAGCCCCAGCCUAGGUUCCUGGACCUGUUAAGCAACAUGAUUUGUUCAGUCUUUUGCAUAAUUUUUCUAGGGCACCAGACAUGCACCUGCACUCCAGUACCAGACCCUUCUUCCUGACCCUAAUGCAAAGUUCCUUCCAGCUCCCCGUAGAGCACAUCUUUGGGGAUACAUGUAACAACAGUAAAUUAAACAUGCCUUUCAGGAGACAGUGCUCAGGUGCCUAUGGUGGCUGUCCCACUAUUCCUAAUGUUAGUGCUUCCCGGGCUCUCCCUAAAUGUGGCUCUGCCUCUUUUACAGGUAGUCUACACAAUGCGUAACCCCAGAGAUGCGAUGGUUUCAGGCUACCACUUCUUCCAAGGCUUUAAAGAUCUGAAGGAUUCUGGAACAAUGGACGUGUACCUGGAGAGGUUCCUGAGUGGGGAAGGUAUGGAAGGAGGCACAUCAGCCAGUCUCAUCUGCUCUGAUCCAGCACAAUGUCCACUACCAGAAAGGCUCUCUUCUUAGCUAAUCCUAUAGCCUUAUCAGAGAAGUAUAAUUUGUAGUUGGCUACAUGGAGAAACUGGUUUAAGUCUUACGAGAGUCAUUUCUUUUUAAAGAAAAUUAAUAAAUGCCCUUAACAAAUGGGUUAGAAUGGAAGCAACAUGUUAUUUUUUAGGUUCCACGUUGGUGUUUCCUCUACAUCUUCAAUAGCAUUCUUUCCAUUUCCCUGGCACCUCUUUUCAUCUCACCACUGCUUCCUCUUUGCUUCUCCAGUACUUUUUGGUUCCUGGUUUGACCACGUGAAAGCCUGGAUGGAGAUGAAGGAUAGAGCCAACAUCUUCUUCAUCACUUAUGAAGAACUGCAGCAGGUACAGGUCAAAGCUUGACUGUGUCCACACACUACCAGAUUAUUUUGUUUUGAAAUAUUGUAUUGGCAGCCUGAGACAGGAUGGCUUCUGCACAGUGAUAGCAGCAAAUUCCACACCCUCAUGGUAUCAACCUUGCCAAAUGUGCACUGCAAACUGGAAUGAAUGCCUUUUGUGUGCCACUUGAUCAAGGGCAAGCUCUGUACAUCAUAUAAGGCUCUAAGGCUUCCUAUAAUUCCUUUAUUUUUCCCUUCUGCAGGACCUUUGA